This is a messenger RNA of Gymnodraco acuticeps, 13422 nucleotides long. RefSeq lists its product as uncharacterized. Gene Ontology annotation, biological process: lipid transport. Lineage: Eukaryota; Metazoa; Chordata; Actinopteri; Perciformes; Bathydraconidae. Gene Ontology annotation, molecular function: lipid carrier activity. The transcript is spliced from 75 exons. Bases 1345 to 12801 code for a protein of 3818 amino acids. The record is from RefSeq and is a predicted model, not a curated record.
GCCCCUCACCGUUGACGGUUCAUUGUGUCUGAGCCUCCGAGAAGCCGGUCAAACCUACGCCCCCUAGAUGCGUUUAGGGCCUAUCGGAUAAAUGGGUUCUGGGGGUGUUCUAGGUUAACAAUCUCUAAAAAUGCCGCCCUUUUUGUUUUAUUUUGUCACUUUAACUACUUCAGUAUCGUAUCUAUAAUUGAAACACAGUAUUUAUACAUAAACUCCAUAUAUCAAAUCAGAAAGGACAAUAUUUAAUACAAACUAUGAAUAUAGCAUCUAGGUAUGUUAUGUUUUAUAAAUAACCACAAAGUCCCAAGCAUAAUGCUUUUAAAUGACCAUAAUAGUGCAUAAUUUACAUACUGAACGUAAUAAAAUGCGCUAUUUCUAUGAUUUCAGGACUCUAAAAGUUGGGGUGAAACCGGGUUAACGGUAUUUUUUAAGAGACAUUUCUUAUUUACCAUUUUUUGCUACGUUAUGAACGCAUUGUCUACCAGCGGCACGCAGUAACUGACGUCGCAGCACGGGCGUGGACCUCGGCGGCGGGUGCAUCGUGGAAAGUAGGUGGCAGGCAGUUUGGGUAAUGAUGGGGGAAGGAGAUGGGGAUGAAAGGCGCGAUGGGUAAUUUAGUUGGAGCCCACCCGAAAGGCUGAAGAGCAGGACUGAGUAGUGCAGGGCUUCUUUUUUUUUUACACCUUCCAGGCACAUUUAGUUACAUGAAGGACUCUCUGUAUACACUUUUCCAACAGUUUUUAUCCAUAAAACCCAGACACUAGAUGUCCCUCUUCCCUGACGCUCACCUCAGCUGUGUGUAGAGAGAAGUUUAUGAAUCAGCUUUAAUAGAUUAGAGUCCACACUGGUUGUGUGGUUUAUUGAUUAUGGUCAUAAUGACAAUGUGUAUGUGUUUAACUGUGUUUCCUGAACUAUUAAUCUAAUUUACAAUAGCAAUAACACUUUGGUCAUUAUUAUAACUCCAGGUUGAGCUCUGUCAUGCUUUACUAUUGUACUAUAAUUAGGAUAUAUACCUGCAGACAAAUAUGUUUUACAUUGUAUAUUAUGAUGCCAUCUUUCAAACUGAACAAUGCAAUACAUUGAAUUUGAUCUCACUGUAUGUCAUUCCAUGUUUUUUUGGGGGGGGUUCUUUCUGAGGUCCACCCAAGUGAUUGGCUCGGAGUGUGUUUGUAGCUCCAGUUGGGAAGGUGUUUCCUGAUUGGUCGCUGUGAGCACCAUGGGUCACUGUGGAAGCACACUACAAGCCUGGUCAUUCAGUGGUGGGAACAGUGCUUGGUUUUCAUCCCACUUACAUGUGGAGGAGGCUUGGAGGAAGCCAAACCUGAAGUUACUACAGGGGUUGCUAUGGCUAUGUUCUUGUUACCACUCAGUUGUCUGCAUCUUCUUUUUCUGCUGCUACACAUAGGUGAUUGCUUUCGGACGGAACCAAGUCUCUGUGAUUCAAGUUGUGCUGGGUCUCCUACCCCCGACUUGUCCUAUCAGAGAGGGGUCAGGUAUACUUACAGGUAUAGCACGACAAUUACUACAACCCUUCAUGGCUCCAGUGCUGGAAGGAAUGGACUGGCUUUGGACUGUGUGGUUGAUAUCGACGUGGUUUCCAAGUGUCACCUAAUGAUGCAGAUCAGGAAUCCACAGAUAAAGCGACUUUCCCCUCAGAAGGAACACUCUGUGCAACGCUUAAAGAGCUUGAGAGAUUCGCUGGAGAGAACGCGCCUCAAGUUCUCCCUCCAUGGGGGAAAGGUCACGGCCCUCUGUCUCCAGGAGGGGGAGCAGGUGUGGGCCCUCAACAUUAAAAGGGCUCUACUGAGUAUGCUCCAGACCUCCCGCAUGGCCUCCAAACAGGAAUUAGUAAAAGAGACUGAUGUGUAUGGGACGUGCAGCAGCAAGUAUGAGAGGAGAGGAGCUGUACUGCUGAAGAGCAGGGAUCUAAAACAGUGCCAACAGGCCAGACUGGCACACUUCUGGCCCCAUUCAGUAGCUUUAACUGAAGAUACUUCAGUGCAAUCAGAAUUGAACUGUAUUCAGAAGCAUGGAUCUACAGUGAUGGAAGAGGUCAACUGCACUGAAGUUGUUUCUAUGGCAACAUGGUCCGGGACUGCAGGGUUGGUUAAGACAAAAACAGUGUCGACCCUGCUGCUGCUCAGAGCCCAGCCAGGGACCCCAUCAGGAGCAGAUUCCGUAGGUCUUGGUGUUCUGACUGAUCUGCAGUUUGAGGACGAGGGGGCUGCAAGGCAAGGAAAAGCCAGAGCGUCAACACCUCAGCAAGCCAGCCAAACUGUUCGGAUGUUAUGUAGCCUCACCUCAGACCCACAACUGCUAUCGCAAGAGUUCCUUGAACUGGCUUUCCAGCUAAGAGAUCUGACACUUGCUCAAUUGAAGACACUUUGGCAAGAAGCGUCUUUCAAGUGCCUCAACGACUGGCAGCCUCUGUUGGAUGCAUUACCAGCCUGUGGAUCUGAACACUGCGUCGUACUGCUGACCGACCUGAUGAGGAGCAAAGAGCUGGAGGAGGAGCAGGCAUACGCUUUUGUAACCACCAUGGCCCUCAUCCCUCAUCCAUCGCCACAGAUCAUCGAGUCCAUCAAUGCCUUACUGCAGGUCCAAGAGCUGCGUUCAAAGGCACUGCUUGCUGGAUCCUCUCUUGUGUAUCAACUGUGCCAAAAGUCUCAAGCCUCCUGUAGUGAACUUCCUCAGGUGCAGUCCUUCAUACAGACGCUUGAGGAAACCCUGAAGGAGGGCUGCGAGGAAGAACAACCCACUCAAGCUAAGUUUUAUUAUGCACUGAAAUCUGUGGGAAACAUUGGUCUGUCUGCUCCAACCUUUAUUCCAUUGCUAAAAUGCUACAUGCUAAGCCCCUCAACUGCACUUGAGCUGAGACUAGCUGCCAUCCAAGCCUUCAGACGCUUUCCCUGCUCAGCUGAUAGGUCUGUGCUGUUGCAGCUGUACCGUUCCUCCCAGGAGGAUCCCGAGGUCAGAAUCGCUGCAUACCAGCAGCUCAUGCACUGCCCCGACCAGGACGUGUUUGAAGUGGUCAAGACCACGCUGAGGAACGAGACCUCCAGCCAAGUGGGCUCAUAUGUGUGGAGUCACCUGACUAAUGUCCUGAGGAGCGAGGACCCCAUGAAGCAGCCCCUAAUCGAGUCACUGCCUGAUGACAUUAUCAGCAGAGACUUUGAGGCUGAGUUUUUGAAAUACUCUUUUUAUUCAGACUACACUAUUUCAUCAGGCAUGGGGAUUACAAAUGUGGAAACCUCUUUGGUUUUCUCUCCCAAAUCGUUUCUACCAAGAUCUGCCUCUGCCAACCUGACACUGUAUUUACAUGGCAGAGCCCACAACCUUCUGGAAGUGGACCUUCACGUUGAAAACGCUGAACCUCUUUUGAGGAACUUUUUCGGUCAGCAGAACUCAGAUAGAGAGUCCCAGGCUCAAAGUCCAAAGUCGCAGUCCAAAGACGCAUCAAGAAGAAGAACAGAGGAUGGACGUAGUGCAGAAAAAGAACCGUGUUUAUCUGACACCAGCAGUUAUCUGAGCCAGGCCAGGGCCAUGUUGUUUGGGAGGAGGAGAUCAGAGGAGAACAGGCCCCGGUGCUGGGUCGGUGUGAAGGUCUUUGGCAAUGAGCUCAGCGUGUUCUCAUGUGAAGAUCUCUACAACCAACUGGACCAUCUGUCGCUGAGCGUGGCCGGACUGGCUGUCAAACUGCUCAAGGGUCAGGAAGUCCAGCUGAACCACCGGGCCGUGCUGAUGACAGACGAGCUGGUUUUACCGUCUCUGUCCGGUUUACCCAUCAAACUGGGCAUCAACAUGACCUCCCUCCUGUCACUGCGUCUGAAGGGCAACAUCAACUACAGGGACACCUCUCACUUCUCCCUGACCGGAUACAUCAAACCAAAUGCCUACGUGGGGCUGUCGGCCAGGAUGGGGGUUGACGGUGCUCUGGGUCAGGCUGCGGUGGACUGGGUCUCUGAGCUGAGGAGCUCCACCAGUCUGGAUGGUAGUGUUCAGCUGCAGGAGGGGCGGGAUGUCCGGGUCACACUGAACACACCGGAGGACGUCAUGGACAUCAUCUCUCUCAGCUCCAGAGUGUUUCAGCUCAGUGGAGACCACAGAGAGGAGAUCAGGGGGCCAAAGAGUCGAGUGCAGAAGACCUCCUGCACCCCAAAGACAUGGUCCAAGAUGGUUGGCUGGCAGCUGUGCUCCAACGCUUCGUACCCAUCGGCUGCCCCAGGGGUUUCACUUCCUGCUCCAGGACCCGUCCACCUCUCCCUCCGCCUGCUGAAGCUUGACCGAGGCCUCCAUUAUUACAUGUUGGAGGCCGCCUACUCACUGCGCCCUCAGAGAGGCACCUGGCUGCCCAGAGAGGCCUCCAUCCACUUCCUCCUGGCCACACCUCAGUCCUCCAUCCCCAGGGACAUGUCUCUGGACCUGACCUUCAACCCCCACAGACUGAUGCUGAGGAUCACCCACCCUCUGAAAACCAUCCACAUACAAGGGCAACUUCAACAAGAGAGGAACGUAAAGUCAGGGAAGCUGGAGCUUAUAAUUGAUGGUGUUCACUAUUACGUCAUGGGUUUGGUGGACACUCACACCCUGCUGUCAGAGCAGAGGACGCGCUAUCACCUUGAAGCCAAAAUGGCCGCUGAUGGACUUCCCAUGAUCCUCUCUGCCAAUGUUACACGUGGACUGGGCAGGAAAACCAGCUUCUCCGCCACUGUGAAGAAUGUGUUCAGAGAAACUGCAUCACUGUCGGUGUCCCUGGAGCGCAGGCGGGAUGCCAGCAGCAGGCAGUACUCUGUGGAGGCGGAGCUCCUGUUACCUGGGGUGGUGGGCACCAGGAUGCUGGGUCUGAUGGAGCAGAAGGGCUCAGUGUGGAGCUCCGCGCUCAGGCUCAAAUAUGGUCUAGGAGGUGAUGCCCGGCACCUGCGUCAGGAGUGCUACACGUCUCAGAGACUAAGGAGGGAGAGGGACUCAAACCUCACCUACAUCAUGAGAGCAGAACAUGAAUUCUACUGCUCCAACACGGCUCCCAUCAACCACAAGAUCCACCUCCGCCACGAGGAAAGCCCCGUCCACAUUACAUCGUCCCUGGACGUGAGCUACGGCAAACACUGGGACGAGAUCAACAACAAACGCACACUUCUACUGAGCCAGUCCUUCAAAAACCAAUCCACACAAAACCACACCAGCUACACACUGGAGUUCAGUCUCCAGGUCCCAGAGAAGAAUCUGAACUACCGAACCCAGCUGAUGCACUCUCACCUGAAACAGCUGGGUUCAGAGAGCAGCACUCAUCUCAAAAUCCAUUACAACAACCUGAUGCCUCUGGUGGCCGGAUUACACUGGAAAAGCCCCCCCAAAGGCUCCUCGCUGAGGAAAUGGGAAGGCAGCCUCACCAUGGACUCUCCCUGGCUGUACGUGUUCACCUCCCACAGACUGACCCAGCAGCAGAGCCACUCCCUCCAGCUCACCUCAGAGCUGACCGCCAGCAAGUGGCUGAACAUCCGGACCCUCAUGCUGGAGGCUCUCUACAGGAGCCGGGGCCGGGGGGGGGAGGCCCGCCUGGAGAUCAGCACAGCAGCCGCUCAGUACAUCCAGGCAGGGGGGUGGGCCGUGGUGGGGAAGCACGGUGUGAAGGCCUCCGGCUCUCUGAGCUCGUUUUGGACCCCCCCCCUGAGAGGAGACGUCUCCCUGGAGGCCUAUAAAUCCAGCCACACCCUGCACAUGACCUCCACCUGCGGCAGGCACAACGCCAGCCUCUCUGCUGCCCUGAACACCGUGGACAAGAAUUUGAAAAAGAGGCAAGCGAUCCUGAAGAUGACCUUCUCGAAGCCGAAGAGUCGGUCCACAGAGCUGGAGUUUGAGGGUGUAGUGGAGGAGCUGAGGAAGGACAAGAAGAUGUAUCAGAAAAGAGCCAUGCUGCAGCUCAGACAGCCCUUCCAGACCUUUCCUCAGACUUUCCUCCUACGGGAGACUUUCACCGUCGACCUCCUCAAAGGCCUCUACAUCCUGGAGUCCAAAGCGGGUUUCCAUGGCAACAGAGAGGUCAUCCACACCCUCACCCUCGGCUACAAACCACCGAGCCCUUUUGUUUGUUCUGCACUCGUCCAUCCUUUCGGCUCUGACACUAUUCCAUCAGACUCAGAAGUCUGCGUGACCCUAACCAGCAACCAGACCCAGAGAGACAUACAGGGAAGGUUACGGGUCGGCAGCAAAGAGAGACUGACGUUCUUUGGACAAGUUCAGUUUAACCCUUUGCACUCAACUCACCAAGAGAUAAAAGUCAGAGCCAACUUCUCCCAUCUACUCCAGCUGCAGCUCCCCUCCUCCGCUAUAGUGGAGGGAAAUGUAGGAUGGAACCCCAAAAACAACAGUGACUUUGAUUAUCAGGCAGGAGGGAAACUGAGAAUAGAGCGACAGGAAUGCCAACUUUCUGUACAGCUCAAUGGAUCAUCAGGAAGAGUCGGCCUUUAUUCCUCCCUCACCCAUCCUUUCAAAUCAAAGAUACCCAAAACAUUAGAGGUACAGGCCACUGCAGACGUUUCUGCAGUUUGUGGCACAGGAAGUAGCUCCGUACAUGUGAGGGCUGAUGGGAAGGACAGGGUGAAGCUGGACGCCCAGAUGUCCCACUCCUUCCAGAGGGGAGAGAGAGCCAUGGGACUGACUGUGAACGUAUCCCAGAGUCUGCUGCCUUCUGCCACCGACCUGCACGUAAACAUGGCUGCCAACAUGUCCUCAGACACUAUGUCUCUACAUGGCUCCUACACUCAGGGCCAUGAGGCUCUGCUGGCUCAGCUCAAAGGGUCUCUCAAAGACACCGGGGGUCUACAGCUGGCUGUGUCCGGGGACCUGAGGCACUCCAUGGCCAGCCUCGCUGUGCUGCCUACAGUCCUGGGGCUGGACGGGCUGCUGGGACAGUCUGACACCCUCAUUGAAGGACAGCUGAGAGUACGAGUGAUGGAGACCUUGUACAGCGUGGAGCUCAGACAUCAGGAGGCUCUCAGAGAUAUUUUGGACAGAGAAGAUGAAGAGGACAUGAUGGGAACAACAUUUCACAUGGCACGUGAUUGGCUGUGUGUUCGGUCAGGGGCGGAGCAUUUGUGCAUGAAUGCGAGUCGCCGAAUUGGGGAUGGAGGGAUGGGAGAGAUCUACACAAGGCUAUCUCAUUCCUUUGUCUUACUAAAUGCCACAGGUGUACCUGCCAGCAGUGAUGCCCAGCUGAGGUGGGCCCAGGAUGGAGGUCGUUUGUCAGUCUUUGCAGAGCUGCAUGCUGGAGUAGAACAUCUAAAAGCUGAGUUUAAUGGAGGAAAGACUGACCAGCUUACACAACGAUGGGAGUUCUUCUCCAGGCUGCACCAUCACUUCAAAGCCCUGCUGAAGAGAGGUGUAUCAAGCUCCAUACUAGCUAAAGCACAUUACCAGUUAGAAAAAGAAAGCCUGGACACAGGCGUGGUCCUUCACACAGGAGACCAGAGAGUGGUUGAUAUCCUUUUUAAUGUUGGAUCAAAGAACAGCGCAGCUAUAUUGAAAUUGUCUCUAUGGCAACAGAUGAAGAUCCUUCAGGGUGUCAUACCCACCUCUUUACAGAUGAACUGCACAGGGGACUCCAGCGCAGAGCGUCUCUCAGCCCAGUGCUAUGGAAAUGUCUCAGGUCGCCCCGUGGAGACCCUCCUGCCAGCGCAGACCUCAGCCAACAUCUCCGUCACCCGCUCUGGCUGCUGCACUGAUCUCAGAGCUGUCCUCCAUGCUGAUGGGGAGCAGAAAGGCAGCCUCAGUGUGCACUCCACAUGUUGCCCUCAGCUCAGUCUGAGAGCAUCUGUACAGCACUCUAUAGAGGCCGUACAAAUGCUGGGACUUCCUGCCCACGGAGCUUUCAUCCUGAAAGUCUCAGCUGCACAUCUGCCUGGCGUGGAGGUCGGCGUGGAGCUGGGUCGUUGUUAUUUCAGAGGUCAUUUAGGGAAAACCCAGGAUCCACAGACAGAGGAGGAGCCGGCUUCCUACGCUGUCAAUGUGACCAACCACUGCCCCGCUCUACAGGAAACGGUCCUCCCGGUGUCCCUGACCCUCCGGGGCCUCCUGUCAGUCGGCCCCUGUCAGCUCACCAUGACCUCCUCUCUAAGGGCAGACUCUGAGGGCCUCUCCCUGGAGCUGGGGCAGGUCUGCAGGCCCCCACGUCUCUCUGGGAGCCUCACCCACUCUUUCUCUGGGCUGAGGAGCCUUGGCGUGCCCCAGACGAUGAGCAUAGAGGCCUCGGCCCCAGAGCAGGCAGGGGCCCUGCUCAUAAAGGCUGGGACGUGUUCCAUCAGAGCCAAUAGAGUCUCAGGGUCCUCAGGAAGGACACCGUGGCUCUGGGCUCUGGAUGCUCAAUGCCCAUUGUUACAGGCUCAUCUGAAUGGCUCAGUGUGGCAGGGCCCUCUGGGUGUUUGGACAGUGACAGUGGACACCAACCAGGAGGAUAAAAGGGGUUUCCUGAGGCUGAAUGCAAGGGCCUGGCCGGAGCUGAGUGUGGAGGGCGUGCUCCGUCACAACCUCCCCGCCCUGAGAGGGUUACCGCAGCACGGCAGACUGAGGGUCUCCUGCAGGGCCGGUGAACAGCGGUAUGACGGGGAGGCCCUCGUUCAGCUGGAGCAGUGCACUGUGGGAGCCAGUGGAGCUGUGAUGUCACAGACAGGCCUGCAGGGGGCGCUGCUGUAUCACAACAACUGCACUCUCAUUCAGGAGUGGGGGAGUCCCGACAGGAUGGAGUAUUCUGGGGCGUUGGUCGUCUCCCCGACUCUAACAGAGUCUCGGGUCUCCAUGGUGAUUGAUGAAGCAGAGUUAAAGGCUUCUGUGGUUCUCAAGGAAACCAAGGAUAUCAAUGAAGCAUCGCUCAGUGUGAACCAUUCUGUGCCCGUGUUGAAGAAGAUGGAUCUCCCUGUCAGUGCUGCACUCACAAUGCAUUAUGGGAGUCAUGACAACGGAUCGUACUAUUACCUGCUACACAGCAGUGCAGGAAGCCAGAAGCUAACUCAGGAGAUGAGCGUCUCCCAGAUGUCUGAGUCAGUCCGAGUGAAGAGUCUCUUCAGACACACAGUGUGCGUCCUGAGGAGAGCGGGAGUCCCUGCAGACAGCAGCAUGCAGGUGGAGCUGGGCUCAGCAGGAGGGAAGGCCUUCACCUUACAGUCCCAGUUUGGAGGUCAGCAGGCUGGGGUGAGACUCAGGAUGAAAUCUCUCCCAACGAGCAAAGAGAUGAGAGGAAGCAUGUGGCACGGCUGGUCCUGGCUGCAGGGGAGGGGGCUGCCCCGCAACAUAGAGGGCCUGUGCUCCGUCCAGGGGGUCUUCUCUCAGCUCCAGUCGGGGGUCCGGCUCUCUGUGGACGGGCAGCAGCUGCUCUCUUCCGGGCUGAACGUCAGUGUUUCUGACGGACGCCUGUCUCUGCUACUCUCAUUCUCCCCCCCCGCUGCAAAUCUGACAGGAACCCAGAACAGUCUGAACACCACGAUCACUGCACAGUUCAAAGGUCCUCUGCGCAGCGCCUCCGCAGACAUUCACUGUCCCCACUGGAGAGUGAGAGCUGUGGGGGACGUAGGGGGCUGGGGGGCCCACGGGGGCUCCAAGGAGGCCCGGGUCACUCUGAGGCACACAGUCCAGGGACUCACCAGCCCCGCCUUACAGGUGGAGGCCUGGGGGAGGCUCACUGAGUCCCAGCUGAGGUGCUCCAUCGCCCUGAACCCAGAACUCAGCUCCUCUCUGGCCCUCAUCAUGCAGGGACACCAUCGGCCCCACAGCAAGGACCUGAUGGUGAAGGUGGUGCAGAAUAUUCCCAGGAUGUUGGUGUACCUGCCUCCUCAGCUCAACAUCCGCUCUCAGCUGAACCAGUCCCAGUCGGGUGUAGCAGGGCUGGUGGAGGUGUCGUCAGGCCGGAGGAGGCUGUGGGCGGUGGGGGAGCUGACAGCCAUAGAGAGUGGAUACAGACAGGCUGUGGAGCUCAAACACUCGUACCCUCAGCUGAGGCCCCUUCCCAGGACGGUGGCAGUGAGGACGGUGUACGAGGCGAGGAGCUGGAGCCACCAGGUCCAGCAUGGAGCGGUGUGGGGCAGCCAGGAGUUAGUCCUGUCUGGGCUCUACUCUGCCCCCCCAGCACUGCAGCAGGGGAACCACACCCUGAAGGUUCAGGUCAGCUGUGUUCCCCGGGGGUCCCAUGUGGAGGUGACCUUGGAGCGCUCCCCCCAGGGCGGGCAGGACAGUGUGGGGGUGGGCUGGGUCAGGCAUGGCCUCCUGGAGCAGGUCCGGGCUGAGAGCUGGUGGAGGCGCUCGGAGGAGAGCAGUGAGAGCAGGGUGGAGCUGCAGCAGCCCUUCUCCUCCACCCUCAGCAGCCUGUCCCUGCACAGCCUGACACACAGCGCACUGAUGGAGCAGCGCACCAGCCACCAGACCCAUCUGUCAUGGAACAACACGGUGCCCGUCAACAUCUCAAUCAGCCUGAACAAGCAGUGGCAGAACAACUCCAGCAGGGGGCAGGCCUGCGCUCUGUUCUCCACACAACAGAUGGCGGUGUCGUCUGUCAAAGGUUGUGUGUCAGUGGGUCAGGAGGGAAACUCGUAUUCCCAGAAUGCAGAGCUCAGAUGGGACAACAGGAGCGUCAAACAAGGCUUGAAGUACCAGAGGGGUCCACGGGGAAUGCACAGCCUUCAGGUGAAUGUGGGCCUCGAUAAAGUGUCCCCUGUGCCCUGUCAUUCACACACACUCCUGACGAAGAUUCAGACCAACCUGAGGAACCGUCUGGAGCACACAGUGCUGCUGGGCCUCUGCCCCCCCCAGCCUACUGUAUCGUGGUCAGGAUCCCACAGAGUGAACUCGGGAGAGGAGCUGUUUUACUCUCAGUCUCGCCUCUCGGUGACAGGACGGCCCCACCAGUGCAGCCUCACCGUCGCUCUGACCAACUCCUCCACAGCCCAGGGCUCCAACAUGUCUCUGUUCUCCAAGUCUAGGAUUGGCAACUGGAGUGUGGAGGUGGGGGGCAGUGUCCUGUCUGGGCCCCAGGGGUCCGGUCUCCAGGUGCAGGCCAGACUGGACGGCAGAGAGAAGAUCUGGCUUAACGGGACGGCAGAGGGACCAUGUCUGCAGAGCACAGCGGGUUAUAUGAACGGUGUGAGCGAGGACGUCACAGUUGUGGCAUGUGUGGGAACAAAUGGCAGUGUGACGCUGGAUGUGCAGAAACGAGACGGCAGCAGCACAGACCCUGAGACUCUGGGCAGUGUGUGUUUGGGAGCAGCCAAUCAGAGGCUGAGGCUGAGAGCAGGAGGCUGUUUGGAAAGUCUGACAGCAGUGGAGGCACGGAUUCAAUAUCUAAGCACUCGCAUACAGACCAAGCUGCUGCAAAGAGUCAAGACGUUACAGCAUCUCCUCGUGGAAUUCAGACGGCAGUCCAGGGACAGCGAGUUGCUUCAGGAGCUGAGUGCCUUUCCGCUUCAUGUUUCCCAGCAUGCUCAGGCUCUGCUGCAGCACAGACAGGGGGGUCUGCCUGCUCUGUGGCAGCACAGCCCCCUGCGCCGCGUCUUUACCGACAGCCUGCCGCGCCUCCUCAGCCUGCUGCAGCACGCCUCUCUGCUGGGACAACAGGAACUGAGGAGGCCCCUGGCCACUCUGGCAGGUGUGUACCAAGAUGUGAAGGGCCAGAGGGUGGAGGCCCUGUGGAGGGAGGCUGUUUCUCUGUGGACUGACGGGCUGAUGCAUGUCCUCCCUGUGCUGAUUGGGAACCCUCAGCUGAGGCCCCUGGCUCAGGCUGGGGUCACCACGCUCAGCGCCGCCCUGGAUGUGGCAGGAAAGCAUGCCUACCACUGGGUGGAGACCAGGCUGGCGAUGGCUCUGUCUGGGGUCAGGAAACGCCUGGCCUCUGUCUACAAAUUCUCCCCCAGUGAGUGUUCAGUGGUUGUGUCAGUGCCGCUGCCACCGCUCUCCUGGUCCAGGGUGUCCGAGGCUGGACUGGUAGAAAUCCUUCUAGAGGAGUGGCUCCUGAGACCCCUGCAGACCCUCGCCACUGUCAGGCCCACAGCUGAACUUUACCGCCUCAAAAGGAAGAUGAUGGACAGCUCGUUUAAACACCAAGCUCUGUUGGUGGCGGAUCAGUUUGUGGUGACAUUUGAUGGUCAUCUGUAUGAGCUCCCCCCCUCCUGUGCACUGCUCCUUGCUCAAGACGUCAGCGCUGAGCCUUCAUUUACACUGCUGCGCAAUACAGACUUCCUUCUCAUAGAAAUGAAUAACAGCACCGUCACCAUUCAGCACAAUGGACAGGUGAAGGCCAAUUGUAACCACGAUGUUACGCGCACAUUUCACAGUGACAAUGGAGUAACUGUCAGAAGAGGGUCAAACAUUGUGCAGGUGUCCAAUCAGAAUGGGGCGUCAGUGUCAUGUGACCUGUUGCUUGAGCUGUGCAGCUUCACUCUCGAUGGAUGGUUGCAUGGUGUGUCCACUGGUCUGUUGGGAACGAAUGACAAUGAAGCCGGGAACGAUUUUCCUUUGCUUGAUGGUUCUCAGGCUGAAAACUUGGAGGAGUUCUUCCAUAGUUGGCAGGUUGGACAAAUGAAUCUGGAUUGUAUUCCAGGUGUAACAGAGCACCUCCCUCAAGCAGCCAGCUGUGACUCUUUGUUCUCCUCUCCUGAUUCCCCGCUGAGCUCCUGUUUCAGGGUGGUGGAUCCCGGUCGGUUCUGGUCGGUGUGUAAACUGAGCUCCUGGAGAGCACCCUGUAGAUUAGCAUCUGCUUUUGUUCACCUCUGCCGGCAGAACUACAUACCUCUGGAGGUCCCUGUCCACUGCUUGAAAGCAUGACCGGACGCGCUGAUGAAGAGUGAACAUGGCGGAUUUGUGAUAUCUGUUAGCUGCUAAAACUGACACAUUUACACUUUUAUACCACUGUUUGUGCUACAUUACUUAUAUUUUGUAUUGCAUUUUGUUCUUAAUUGUAUAUUUACACAUUGUUAUACCUCACUAUUUAGACAUCCAGAUAUUGGGCCAGGAACGUGAAUGUGAACAUACUAACUACAGCAAGUUUAUUAUUAAUCACAAGGCCUCAUUUUUUAUAUUUUCUGUGGUCUGUAAUACAAACACUGAAAACUAUUUUACCCCAAAGUAACUAAUCCUAACAAGCAAACUUGGACUAUGAAGACAUCAACAAAUGUUUUUGACAAAGUGCAUUACCUGUUGUAUGCUAUCUUACGAUUGUUUAUUAAAGACAGAACUAAUAGAGAAGAGGGUAAACAUACAAAAAUUAAGAAAAUCAAAAUGAAACUUCACCAGUUGAUUAAAUUAAUCACAUUUUUUUUGAAUUACCGUUUUUUUGCUGUUGAUGUUUUCGUUAAAUAUGCGAAUAAGGGAUUAUCUAAUUCUACAUUUUGGUGAAUUUAGGAGAAAUCUACAUACAUAAAUAAACAAAGUUACUCAAAUAAACAC